UCGACACAGGCAAAUAACAGAGCUACACCUGGGGAUCGCCGACGGCUCUCUUGUGGCGGGAGCUGUCACCGAGAGCGCCUGUGGAAACUCACCCCCUCCUCCUCUCUUCCCCAGCCCGGGCUCGGCGCAGCAGUCAAGAGCUCCCCAUCUAUAAAUACUCCUGCAAAUAAGGCAGGCGGCCGCCAGAAAGAAGGGGGAACAGUUCGGAGGACUAUUCUUCUCUGGAUUAUAACCCCGAUUGAAGGGAAUUUGCGCUGGGAGAUUAUUAAUCGAAUCUUGCGUCACUGACAGCUCGGCGGAGAUUCCUCCUUGAACCAGGGAAGCAUUUCGGCCGGAGAAAAGGAAAGGCUGGUUAUCUUCUACCCCUCCCUCCCCACCCCCCUCCCCACCACCAUUCCCUCCCUCCCUCCCUCCCUCCCCCCCCCCGCUCUUCGGCCCCUCUUGUGCCGGCUAGCAUGGCUUUGAGCCGGGUGGAGAGGCGCGGCUGCCUCCCCCUCUGCCCUCUUCCCCCAUGUUAACCAUGGUCCAUGCGAACGCGUCCUCGAACCGAGACUCCGCCGUGUUGAACAUGGACCCUGUCAUCAUCCCCAUCGACGCCGAGAUGAUCUGCGACAGCAACGACCAGCGCAUGUGGUGGGCCUUCCUCGCCUCGUCCAUGGUCACCUUCUUCGGGGGGCUCUUCAUCAUCCUGGUGUGGAGGACCAUCCAGUACCUGUGGGCUGUCUGCUGUCACUGCGGCCUCAAGAACAAGGAUGCACAGAAAAUUGGCGGUGCAGCCAGUCAGCGCGACGACACCCUCCAGGACCUGGAUGAUAAGGAGGAGAUACCAAAGGGGGAGGUCGGCUGGAUGACCUCUGUAAAGGACUGGGCCGGAGUCAUGAUAUCCGCCCAGACUCUCACCGGCCGAGUUCUCGUGGUCUUGGUGUUUGCCCUCAGCAUUGGUGGCACUUGUAAUAUACUUCAUAAGAUUCUUCAGAGUAACCCAAUAGAAUCCUGCCAGAAUUUCUACGAUGAUUUCACAUUACAGAUUGACAUGGCAUUCAACGUAUUCUUCCUCCUGUACUUCGGACUGCGGUUUAUUGCAGCCAAUGAUAAGCUGUGGUUCUGGUUGGAAGUGAAUUCAGUGGUGGAUUUCUUCACCGUGCCUCCGGUCUUCGUGUCCGUGUACUUGAGCAGAAGCUGGCUGGGUUUGCGAUUUUUAAGAGCGCUGAGAUUGAUACAGUUCUCAGAAAUUUUACAAUUUCUAAAUAUCCUAAAAACAAGUAAUUCCAUCAAGUUGGUGAACCUACUCUCCAUAUUUAUAAGCACAUGGCUAACAGGAGCUGGCUUCAUACACUUGGUGGAGAACUCAGGAGAUCCUUGGGAAAACUUCCAGAACUCCCAACCGCUGACAUACUGGGAAUGCGUCUACUUGCUGAUGGUCACCAUGUCGACGGUCGGAUACGGGGACGUUUACGCAAGGACCACUCUCGGGCGCCUCUUCAUGGUCUUCUUCAUCCUCGGGGGUUUGGCCAUGUUUGCAAGCUACGUCCCUGAAAUCAUAGAGUUAAUAGGGAACCGCAAGAAAUAUGGUGGUACCUAUAGUGCGGUAAAUGGAAGAAAGCACAUAGUGGUGUGUGGGCACAUCACGCUGGAAAGUGUGUCCAACUUUCUAAAAGACUUCUUGCACAAAGACAGGGAUGAUGUGAAUGUAGAAAUUGUCUUUCUGCACAAUAUUUCCCCUAACCUUGAGCUCGAAGCUCUUUUUAAAAGACAUUUCACUCAGGUGGAAUUCUUCCAAGGUUCUGUCCUGAAUCCUCAUGAUCUCGCCAGAGUCAAGAUAGAGUCAUCAGACGCUUGCUUAAUUCUGGCGAACAAGUACUGUCCUGACCCCGAUGCUGAAGAUGCCUCGAACAUCAUGAGGGUAAUAUCCAUCAAAAAUUAUAAUCCAAAGAUAAGAAUUAUAACACAGAUGCUACAGUAUCACAACAAGGCUCAUCUGCUGAACAUACCCAGCUGGAACUGGAGGGAGGGUGAUGAUGCAAUCUGCCUUGCUGAGCUGAAACUGGGUUUUAUAGCUCAAAGCUGCUUGGCUCCAGGCCUCUCUACAAUGCUGGCCAACCUCUUCUCUAUGAGGUCGUUUAUCAAGAUCGAGGAGGAUACUUGGCAGAAAUACUACCUGGAAGGUGUGGCAAAUGAGAUGUACACAGAAUACCUGUCCAGUGCCUUCAUAGGCUUGUCGUUCCCUGCAGUUUGUGAGCUGUGCUUUGUGAAGCUGAAGCUGUUACUGUUGGCCAUAGAAUACAAAUCAGACACAAGGGAAAGCAGCAUAUUAAUCAAUCCUGGGAACCACAUCAAGAUCCAUGAAGGCACAUUGGGUUUCUUCAUUGCAAGUGACGCCAAGGAAGUAAAAAGGGCCUUUUUCUACUGUAAGGCUUGUCAUGAUGACAUCACAGAUACAAAAAGGAUUAAGAAAUGUGGCUGUAAACGACUUCAAGAUGAAAACCCAUCAGCACUGUCUCCCAAAAAAAAGCAACGAAAUGGAGGCAUGCGAAAUUCACCCAACAGUUCACCCAAACUGAUGAGGCACGACCCCCUGUCACUCCCAGGAAAUGAUCAGAUUGAAGAAAAAGAUGCCAGCGUGAAGAAAUACGACUCCACUGGCAUGUUUCACUGGUGUCCAGCCAAAGAAAUGGAAAAGGUCAUCCUGACCCGGAGUGAGGCUGCUAUGACGGUAUUAAGUGGUCACGUGGUUGUGUGUAUUUUUGGGGACAUGAACUCUGCCUUGGUUGGUUUACGCAACCUCGUCAUGCCUUUACGGGCCAGCAACUUCCAUUACCACGAACUGAAGCACAUUGUUUUUGUUGGGACACUGGAAUACCUGACGAGAGAGUGGGAGACCCUUCACAACUUUCCCAAAGUGUCGAUAUUACCGGGUACACCAUUAUGUCGAGCUGAUUUAAGGGCUGUCAACAUCAACCUCUGCGACAUGUGUGUUAUUUUAUCAGCCAAUCAGAACAAUAUCGACGAUUGUUCGCUCCAAGACAAAGAAUGCAUCUUGGCGUCACUCAACAUCAAAUCUAUGCAGUUUGAUGACAGCAUAGGGGUCUUACAAGCUAAUUCCCAAGGAUUCACACCGCCGGGGAUGGACAGAACAUCACCAGACAACAGUCCCGUCCAUGGCCUGGUCCGACAGACUUCCGUUACCACAGGAGCCAACAUCCCAAUGAUGACUGAGCUAGUUAAACCUGGCAAAUUGCUCCCUUUGGUUUCAUUCAGUCAGGAAAAAAACAUUGGAGCCAACAUCCCAAUGAUAACUGAAUUGGUGAAUGACUCCAAUGUUCAAUUCUUGGACCAAGAUGAUGACGACGAUCCAGACACCGAGUUGUAUCUGACGCAGCCAUUUGCGUGUGGGACUGCAUUCGCUGUCAGUGUGUUAGACUCCCUAAUGAGUGCGACAUACUUCAAUGACAAUAUCCUGACUCUGAUACGGACAUUAGUAACAGGGGGAGCCACACCAGAGCUGGAGUCGAUGCUGGCUGAAGAAAACGCCUUGCGAGGUGGCUACAGCACUCCACAGACACUGGCAAACAGGGACAGGUGUCGGGUGGCACAGCUGGCUCUGUACGACGGCCCCUUCGCAGACCUUGGGGAUGGUGGCUGUUACGGAGACCUGUUCUGCAAAGCCUUGAAAACCUACAACAUGCUUUGCUUUGGAAUUUAUCGACUAAGAGAUGCACAUCUGCGUACACACAAUCAGUGUACCAAGCGAUAUGUAAUCGCAAAUCCACCCUACGAGUUUGAACUUGUCUCAACUGAUGUGAUCUUCUGCCUGAUGCAAUUUGACCACAAUGCUGGCCAGUCCCGAGGCAGCGUUUCGCACUCGUCUCAUUCCUCUCACUCUUCCAGUAAGAAAAGCUCGUCUGUGCACUCCAUCCCAUCUUCCACCAACCGUCCAAACCGGAACAAGACAAGGGAUCCCCGGGAAAAGCAGAAUGCUACAAGGAUGACUAGAAUGAGCCAAGAAAAGAAAUGGUUUACAGAUGAAACUGAUAACGCCUUCCCCAGGAACAUUCAGAUAAAACCACUGAGCGGUCACAUGGCUAAUCAAAUCAAUCAGUACAAAUCCACCAGCAGUUUGAUCCCACCCAUCAGAGAGGUAGAAGAUGAAUGUUGAUACUUGUACAAACUCUAAACUGAGAGGGAGACAUUGUGAAGCACCUUUAACUAGAUGCUGGCUUUGACACUCCAUGGACCUUGCCGUUACACAGCAGUUGAAGGACCAUACACGUCACUCCACCAAGAAGCAGCAACUAUCUGCCCUUGAAAAUUAUCUGCUUGUCCAGCAUGGAAUCACAGGUUUUAUUGAAUGGUUUCACUGAUAACUUGAAGACAAUCGAUGCAGACUGAAUAUUAUGGCCAGUUAUGAUUAGAAGGUCUUUAUUUUAUAAUGCAAAACUUUGUUGUUUCCUACUUUGUAACUUCUUUCUUUUUGUGACCAGACUCGGAUUUUGUUUCCCUUUGGAGGAUGAAGGUCACAAAAAAAAAUAUUAGUUAAAUGUACACAAUCCCUCAAUAAAUGAAAUAAUAAAACCAGUAUACUUCUAGCAGUGAGGCUUCCAUUGUGGUCUGAUGACUAGCAUGUGAAUGCUUUCAGAAUAUAAGCUGUUAUCUGUCCUGUGUUCAGGUAGGGCAUAGAGCAAGUCCUGUGUUACAAAUUGUUCAACAAUAUGUUAUUGCCCAUUAUUCAGUUUUCCAUCUCUGAAUUUCUUUUCUGUUUUGCUAAGAUACAGAAGUGCUUGACCAUAUGGUCUCCUGUGGAAGAGAACAUUUCAAGCCAAGUGCUAUUUUUCUGCAAUCACCCAUUUUCUCCUCUUUUAAACUGUUUUGAAAUGGGAAUUUUGAGACGCCACAAAUUAGUUAACACCAUAAAGUAGAUUGUACUUUGCAGUAUAUUCUGGGUGGAUAAGACAUUAAUGUUAAUUCGAUGAAGUAGAAAACAAUAUUGCAGAGUUGACUAACUGAAGCAAACUUGCACAGCAUCUUAACUUAGUUCAUAGUUCCCAAGCUGCACUUACUGACCCAAGGAACUCAAUGUCUGACUGUUGGUGUGACACCCCACCACACCCCUCACCCCCACUCCCAACCCCCUCACAGAGAAGACAGCCAUCACAAGAAGACAGCUGACCUAGGCUUACUGCAAAUUCACAGUACUGGGAUAGGAAAAGAAACACAGCAGGCAUCCUUACUCUUUGUACUCAGAUCUUGCUGUGACAAUCCCACAAGUUUAGGUUCUAUCUUUAGCUAAAACUUUAUCUCAGCUUCAUUGUCCGUUCUGUGACUGCAACACUGAACACAUCCGUACUGCAACCAGAUAACACCUUGUUCUGGAGUGAUUUUUGAAUUGUGAUUACUUUGUUGUUACAUUUUGUAGGCAGUAGAGUGAACAAUUGUGAAUAAAAUAUAAUACUAUUGAUUGGAUUGUUAAUAAGGAAAACUUGCUAACCUGUUUUAAUCUUCAGCAUCUACCAUUCAAGUUUGACUCUUUCAUGCUGCCUGAGGUUGGGAAUUAAGUGGAUUAAAACCCAACAACAACUAAAAGCUAACUUUACUGCUCUUACCGAGAAAAUAUGCACCUUCAUUAUUAUUUGGCAUGUUUUAGGUUUUGCAUUUGCACAACUUUCCUUCUUUAAAUUUCGUUCCUGAACUCUGUGUCGUUCUCGUUGCUCAGCUGCUCCCGCAGCCUUGCUGUGAAGACAAUCACAGCAAGGGCUCCUGUGUCCUCCUCAAUUUUUAUUUUUGGUUUGCAAUUUUUUUUUAAAUGAGUUUCCUUUCUCUAGGAAAUUAGAGAAGAUUAAUAUGACGGUGUUCAGAUUUGAUUGACCUGGCGCUGUCAUAUCUGAUAUCUGGUGAUAAUAUUUUGUCUUGUACAAAAAGAGUUUGUACAUAUAUUGUACAUGGUUUCAUUUUGUAUUUUUUCUCAGAUUAAAACUGUUGUA
Molecule: messenger RNA, 5978 nt
Organism: Pristis pectinata (smalltooth sawfish)
Lineage: Eukaryota; Metazoa; Chordata; Chondrichthyes; Rhinopristiformes; Pristidae
Product: calcium-activated potassium channel subunit alpha-1-like
Biological process (GO): potassium ion transport; transmembrane transport
Cellular component (GO): postsynaptic membrane
Molecular function (GO): large conductance calcium-activated potassium channel activity
Source: RefSeq, a predicted model, not a curated record